GAUAUUUAUUAAAAUAAGAUUAAUCAUAUCAGUGUCUCACUUAAUCACUUCUUAGUCUAUAUGCCUUAGUCGUUAUGUCGGCAAUAUAUUAAUCCAUAGUCUGAAAAUGAUAAAAGAUUUUGAUAUUAUUAAGCUUUUUUAUGCGAAUGAUACGAUAGAUCACAGAAGGGUCCCCUUCAUCUCCCUUCAUCGUCAUCGUUCCUGCUUUUCCUUUCUUCCAUUUCUUUAUCUUCUGUGAAAGUUAAUUGUUCUGUCACUCUCUGAAAGAUUCUGGAUAUUCUUGUUGCUGUUUGGCUACAUUUGUUGACGAAUGGGGGGUAACUUUGGAGACAGAGAAGCUUUCAUGGGAUCGGCAACCGGAUCCGUGAUGGGGGAGGUGUUGAAAAGGUUCUGAUUUUUGUAGUCGAAGAUGAUCACUUCGGGGAACGGAGAAGCAGGGGUACCAUCUCUGGAAUGGAAAUUCUCUCAGGUUUUCGGAGAAAGGGCGGCUGGGGAGGAAGUUCAGGAAGCUGACAUUAUAUCUGCUAUUGAAUUUGACAAAACUGGUGAACAUCUUGCUACUGGUGACCGCGGAGGAAGGGUCGUCCUAUUUGAAAGGAUAGAUGGAAAAGGCUGCACUUUGCGGAAGGAUCAGGAGGAAAUGGAUUAUCCUGUUGCGAGGCAUCCUGAAUUUCGCUACAAGACAGAAUUCCAGAGUCAUGAACCAGAGUUUGACUACCUAAAGAGCUUGGAAAUAGAAGAAAAAAUUAAUAAAGUGCGGUGGUGUCAGACAGCCAAUGGUGCACUUUUCAUUCUUUCGGCAAAUGAUAAAACCGUGAAGUAUUGGAAGGUUCAGGAGAAGAAAAUAAAGAAGAUAUGUGACAUGAAUUUAGAUUCUUCAGCAUCCGCAAGAAAUGGAAAACUUUCUGGUCCAACUGGAGCAGCACCUGACUUUGUAUUCCCCCCUGGAGGGUUCCCGUCUCUUCAUCUGCCAGUGAUUGUUGGCCGUGAGACACACCUUGUUCCCAGAUGUCGAAGAGUAUAUGCUCAUGCACAUGACUACCAUAUUAAUUCGAUUUCAAACAACAGGCACUUGGAUGCCUAGGUGACACCUUGACAAAUAUGAGGGAACUGCAGUGAGUUGAUUUCUUUGCUGAACACAUCAGGUAAUUGAUUCUCUGUCUUCACAAAGGGAGUGCAAAUGUAACCAAAAUCAAUUUUUUCCUUGAUGCAAUGCCGAUCACCAUCAACGUGUUUUGUAUGAUCAUGUUGCAUAAGAUAAUGAGCUAUGCUAAUGGUAGACUUCUUGUUAUAGUACAACAGCAUGGAGCCCUCGGUCUCAAGCACAAUUCCUUAACUAGUUUCUUUAAUCAUAGGAGUUCACAAGCUCCAUUUGCCAUGGCUUUGAACUCCACUUCUGCACUUGAUCCAGCCACCAUAUAUUGCUUUUUUAUUUCUCCAGAUAGUUAGGCUCUCACCGACAAAGGUGCAAUAUCCUUAUGUAGACUUUCUAUCAGCAACAAAGCCUACCCAGUUACCAUCAGUGCACCCAUUGAUUUUUAAAUGGUCAUGUCUAGUGAAUAAUAUUGUCAUUUUCUUGGACUAGACUUCAAGUAUCUGAGAAUACGAUGCACACCAUCUUCUCUGUAUGGCAACAUUAAAAAAAAAAAAAAAAAAAAAA
This is a messenger RNA of Macadamia integrifolia, 1660 nucleotides long. Its product is annotated as serine/threonine protein phosphatase 2A 55 kDa regulatory subunit B beta isoform-like. Gene Ontology annotation, molecular function: protein binding; protein phosphatase regulator activity. The record is from RefSeq and is a predicted model, not a curated record. Gene Ontology annotation, cellular component: protein phosphatase type 2A complex; cytosol. The coding region runs from base 410 to 1084 and encodes 224 amino acids. The transcript has 7 exons. Lineage: Eukaryota; Viridiplantae; Streptophyta; Magnoliopsida; Proteales; Proteaceae. Gene Ontology annotation, biological process: peptidyl-serine dephosphorylation.